AUUUAUCGCGAGACCAGAUCGUUUACGCCAUGACGUCAGACGUUAGCGUAUCGGUUCCCUGGCAACAAGUAGAGGCUAUGGGCCCGAAGCGGCUGUUGCUCCAGCUCCUGCUAUUGCUGCAGGCGCGGUGGGGGGCUGGGACCCCUCGCCCGACCGCGGGGAUCGGCCCCGGGCCCGCCAGCCCGACGGCGGCGGAUGGCCCCGGGCCCGCCACCGAACCUGGUGGCCUGACGCCGGGGAGAAGUUCAGGCCCCGGACCCCCCAGCCCAGAGGGAGGCAGCUCCGCGGAGCCGGAGCCCAGCGCGACUCCAGGAGUCCAGGGAGACCCAUCCGCUCCCGAAGCCUGUUUGCCCACCUGUAUCUGCAACCUGCAUUCUGGAUCCUGUGACAUAAACUGCUGCUGUGAUACUGACUGUUACCUUGGCUGUGAUCUGGGGGACUCAAGGGCUACCUUCUCCUUUUGUCUUCCAGGCAGCACCAGAAUUGUGAGCCAAAUGUGCGUGGAGAAGUCUCUUAUUUUCAGAAAUAACACCCCUCAUCACACUGAAAUCGUCACUGACCCCAGCGGAUAUCAGUCUCUGUUCUGUGUGCAGCUGAGUGAUUCAAAGUUGAACUAUUUCCAGCAGCCGCAGAAAGUUAAAAAAUCAAAUUUCUCUGUGUUCUUGGCACAGUAUGGCGGACCAUCAUUUAUUCCACAAUCACAAGACCAGCCAUCUUCCUCUGCCUUUUACCGGGCUGGUGAUCCAAUCCAGACCUACUUUGCUGCAUCGUCUAUACUGAGCACACUAAGACAGCCAGUGGGAAUGGGUGCCAAUGGACUUUGUAUUGAUGGGAAUCAUGCUGGUUUCCUGGAGAGUAAAAGCACAAGCUGUACUCGGACCUUCACCAACCUGAGCAGCAGCUGCACCACUGAUCCUACCCUGGACGCAGCCUCAUAUUACCGUGACUUCACUAUACUAAAGGUUAGAAUCACCCCUGUCACACAGCCUGGAGCUCCCCAGAUGGAUGGUAACACCUGUCACAAUGUUGUUUCUGAGGUGAUCUAUGAAAUAGAGUUCAAUGGGACCCAUGGAAUCCAGAAUGUCUCUGUCCAGCUGAAAGUGACCAGUGUCUCUGGGAACUCUCUACAGCAGCGGUUCACACUGCAGUUCUGGCAGAGCAGGACCCCUUCAUAUACCUUGCCAAGAAGCGGAAACCCUGGUUAUAUCAUUGGGGCACCACUCUUGUCUCUAAACAGUGGUACCAGGCAGCAAGUGACUAUCUUACAGAGCCAGGGUGAUGGAAUAUGCUGUCAGACUCUCAGGUACAAGGUACAAUUUGGAAUGAAUGUGAGAACAAGCUGCCAUCUCAGCAUAUCCCAAACAAUGGAAGAUGGAAACUGUAGCUACUUUCAGGAGAAGCUGUACCAGGCCCUCCAAGGGGUGAGCAGCCCACAGGCUCUGGCCAUAAUUGGCAGUGCUGAGCCAACCCAGAGAGAUCAGUGGACCAGCCUCAUUGUCCGGAACUGCAGCAUGCAGGCUGGGAAUUGUGCCUCCUGCUGUAUGGUUCCUGUGUCCUUGAAGAUCCAGGUAUUGUGGGCUGAGGUGGGUCUCCAGUCCAACCCACAAAGUCAAGUGCUGGGAGCACGGUAUUCGUAUCAGUGUCAGUCUCUGAAGUCCCUCAGCAUGACUAUGGUGCCUUUGACAACCGUCGUUGCCUUCACUGACAUGACAGAAUGGCCAGAGCCUCCGCGUAGCCAGCCCAGCACGUACUGGAAAAUCCCAUUUGACUUCUUUUUCCCCUUCAAGGUUGCACUGAAUGGGGGGAUAAGCUGUCAAGGAGACCUGGCUGGUGCUUUCCUGAUGUCUCUCACAUUCUGCAGCAUUCUCAGCUUCUGAAGAGAAUGAAGUCUGGUGCUCUGCUCCUCAUGGCAACAUUUAUGCCCAGAUAGUACCAGAGAGCUCACUCCAUCCUGCUGUAUCCUGGUGUCAUAUCUGGUGCCUGUUCCUCACCUGGGUGAGACAAUAUGAGAGAUACAGUGACCUAAAUGAUUCCUCUUUGUUCUUGUGAACAGCAAAGAAAGUAUUUAUCUGACACCUAGAGAAGGCAGGUGUUUCAGAGAAUCCUGUUAAUGUAAUGGUACAGUCAGAAUAUGAUGCAGACCAAAGACUCUUCUAUUCUGUUCAGGUUCUCACCCUGUGCCUAUCAUCAUGCUAUCCCUGUUCCUUCCUGUAGUGCAUUGUGACAUGAUUAACAUCUGCCACCUGUGAUUCUUCCAUGUCUACAAUCCCUUUAUGCAGAUUUGUGAAGGUCAACCCAGCGUUGCUCAUAGGGGAUGGGAGGGCAGAAGGAGCAGUCUUUGUGGAACAAAGAGGAGAGAGGGAAUGAAAAGGAACUCUCUUUAUUCUGUCCCCUACAAGAAGGAAAAGUCCCUUCUGAGCUGAGCAGUAUGGAGAGAAGUGUGCUUUCAUUUCUAGUUUCCCUCCCUAUUGGUGGGGAGUCUGGAGCUCACUUGUUCAGCUCCCUGUUACAGAAGAGCCUCAUCUUUCCAUGUGGAAUUGUAAAUCAUACAUUUUAAAUCUGAUAUAAUUUAUCCAGUGAUAGUUUCUAUUGAAACCAUCAGUGCCUCUGUGACUGUCUUUAGAAUGUAUGCCUUUGUUAGGGGAUCUAAAUUAUUAUUCAGUGAGUGGUAUUAUAAUGACCUAUCUACUCAUCUCCUCUGGCCCAUUGUAAAUAAGCUGGCCUUCUGCAUUUGUGUCAAUCUUUAUCUCUUAUUUUUGUGUUAAUCUCUUCAAAUAAAAUUAUCAAUUGAACAUGCA
Dermochelys coriacea (leatherback sea turtle) is the source of this 2798-nucleotide messenger RNA. It is a transcript of the gene TCTN3, whose product is annotated as tectonic family member 3. The transcript is spliced from 13 exons. Gene Ontology annotation, biological process: smoothened signaling pathway; cilium assembly. Bases 30 to 1877 code for a protein of 615 amino acids. The record is from RefSeq and is a predicted model, not a curated record. Lineage: Eukaryota; Metazoa; Chordata; Testudines; Dermochelyidae.